Molecule: messenger RNA, 4404 nt
Organism: Leptomonas pyrrhocoris
Lineage: Eukaryota; Euglenozoa; Kinetoplastea; Trypanosomatida; Trypanosomatidae
Exons: 1
Coding region: 676-4404 (1242 amino acids)
Source: RefSeq, a predicted model, not a curated record
GUCAAGUGCCCUCUGCAGCGUCUCUGCUCUGGUUCUUUACUAAAAGAAAUCAAUCAAACACACACACACACACACACACACACAUUCAUAUUCAAUUGAAGGUGCGCUGUGCACACUCGAUCCUUUUGUUUUGUGCCUGUACGUUUAGCAAGCCUGAGAAGAAUAGAACCCCCGUCGACGUACAUCGGUGGAGGAUUACAACAAAAGUAAGUAAGGCAAAGACGCGCACCCACGCACGCACCCUGACCAUCGUUAGUUUCCUCGGUUCACCUUCUCUUUUCUUCCCUCCUGUUUCGUCCCCCCCAUCCUUUGUACGUACGUACGUUGUGUGGGCGACGUUCGCUUCUGUAGAGCUUUUUUCUAAUUCUAUAUAUAUAUUUGAUCUGCAUUUUAAUUACACCUUCCCGUCCUUUUCACCGCUGCUGCUGCUGCUUCCUCUUCGCGCAUCUUCUGUGCCGUCGCGAGAACGAAAAACUGUGCCGCCUCUUGCAUUCUUUAGGAGCGCACCAACGCAAGCAGUGGAAAGGGAAAAAGAAAACACGAGAAGGAGACGGCGUUGAUUUUUUUUUUCCUGGACUUUCUCUUUCCUCUUAAGACUGCUGCCGAAGAGCACACGCCUCCACCCCCCACACACAAAGACUCUGAAAAAGCACCGACGAGCUCAGUGGGUCAGCCAUGUCGUCCGCGGCCCCCUUCACCGUGGCGAUAGACUUCGUCCCCGAUGACAGCCACCGCCUCUUCCACGGCACCGUGACGAUCACCAAGACGACGCUUACGGUGUUCAAGACGGGCAGCGCCGCCACGACGCGCGAUCCCGCCACCAACGAGCGCGCCACCUUCAUCGGCGUGUGCAGCCUCCCGCUGAUUCAGUUUUAUCGCAGCAAGAACACCGUGACGCUAAUGCGGGGGUCGAGCUUUCUCUUCGAUAACGCCGCCGUGACAGCCGGGCUGCGCAACGGGGACGCCUCUAUUCGCAGCACCAGCAGCCGCGCGAGGGCCGACAACCCGACCAUGUGGGAAACACUGCAGCUGCGUUGCAGCUCCCUCGCCGACUGCGACCGCAUCGUCGAGGUCCUGCUGAGCCGCAACGCCGAGGAGACCUUCCACCCGCCGCAGCCGCGCGACACGGCGACGCCGGGCUCGACCACCUCCAGCGUCGGCAGCUACAGCCGCCACAACGAACAGCGCCAUCACUCCCGCCCACGCAGCAGCAGCGGCGGCCGACGACACGCAACGCCGCCCGCGACGGACGUAUCGACACCGCGUAGCUCCCGCCUGCCGAGCCGGCGCGAGAACGAUGACAUGGCUUCGCGGUCCUCGGUGACCCGCACCGAUGUGUCCACGCCGCGCAGUUCACGUCUGCCCAGCCGGCGCGAGAACGACGACGUGACGUCGGUGACGAUGACGACGCCGUCUCAGUCUUUCCGCUCUUCGCAGCAGCGCGUUGCGCCGGGCCGCGCCACUGCGAACGCGACGGCGGCCGGCACGCCGAACCGCACGAGCCCGAAGCAGCGCCCCCACUCCGCCUCUCACCGCCGCGCCGGCGUCGACCCCGCCGAGCGAGAGUUUGCGUCGGACACCCGACCCCGCAGCAACGGCCAUCCCUCGACGACGACGCGCUCGCCGCACCGGAAUGGGCGCUCUGCAACGACUCCUCCACGCAGCAGCCGCCACGGCACGAGUCCCCGCGCGCACUCCUCCUCCCACCGUCGUGCUUCGCCCCGCGCGGACACGCACGGGAUGAGCAACAGCGCGAGCGUCAGCCUCCGCAGCACUGUCUCGCGUGGCAUCAAGACGGAGCAGGACGUCUUCAUCCGCAACGUACAGAAGAUGCAGCACCACCGGUUGCACUUCAUGCUGUACCUGCACAAGGAGAUGGUGCACCAGGCGUAUUUGGUGGAGGAGGCGAAGUUGAGGACAGCGGCGGAGGCGGCCGCAAAUGGCUUCUCGCGUCGUCGCACCGGCAGCGCCCCCAGCUCCGCAGCCCGUCGACCCAUCGACGCCACCACCACGGCAGCGGAGGAGGCGGGCCGGCUGCGCGAGAUGGAGAACCGCCUGGCCCAGGUCGAGGCCCUCCACCACGAGGCAGCGCGUGAGCGGGAAGAGGCGGCCCGCCUGCGCCGCGAGUACGAGUGGAAGACGGAGGAGCUCAACGCGCGCCUCGGCUCUCACCCGAUGGCCGAGGGCUCCCGCGGCGUCUCGGUGAACUCGUCGGUGAACGGCCCGCAUCGCAACAGCUCCGCCUACGCCAACGGACAGCUGAUGGUGGUACCGCAGAGCAGCAGCGGCGGUUACCCCAUCAUGCAGCACGCCGGCUACAACCCCUCGGCGGAGUGGGCGUUGAUGCACGACCCGGCAGCCGCCCCGCGACCGGACGACGUCGACCUCGGCACCGCUAUCAUCGACCGCUACGUCUUUGGUGAGGAGUGGGGCCGCGUCUACCCGGCCUACGAAGCCGACAUCCGCUUCAACGCGCAGAUCGACGUGUGCCUCGCGAUGAAGCUCCCCCGUCGCCUCGUCACCAUCACGAACCUCGUCGUGGACCGCCCGGGCAUGCGGGUGACGGCGGAGAUCCGCUACGACCGCGCCAAGAUCGAGCGCGACGGCGUUGAGCGCCGCAUGAACGGCUGCCCGUUUCGCUUUCUCCAGCGCUUCUACGACGCACGCGACCUCUACGACCCGAUGCACGACGGGGCCGCGGCGCUGACGGGGACGCAGGGCGGUUCCGCCCUCCCACGGGCCCUCACCACGGCAGCCGCAGCACCGCGGCGCAACUCGCGGGCGGCGUCCUCGCACGGAGGCCGCCGCCGCCGCCCCUCCGACCACCGUGGCCGCCGCGGCAGCGACGCGACGUCCGUCUCCGGCGAUGUCGAUCCGGAUGGCCUGCGUGACCACUACGAGGCCCGCGUGGAGGACCGCGUCCGUGCCGCGGAGGAUCGCCUGGCGAAGAAGCGCCGUCGCAUGCUGGGCGACCUGCGCCGCCAGCUCGCCGACAACAUCGCCCAGCUGGCGAAUGAGGAGGAGUACAUGCGCGACAGCAUCGACUACGCCGAGGCGAAGGAGCGCCAGCGUAUCGGCAAGGCGGUGCGCUCGAAGGUGAAGGAGACGCUCUCGACCUCGAUGGCGAACCUCGACGAGGAGGAGCGGGUGGGGCGGGCGGCCGUGGAGGUCGGGGCGGCGCGGCAGAUGCACGUCCUGCUCGGUGGUCACCGCCGGGCGCUCGCGCUGAUGAAUUUGCGCGCCUCGGAGCAGGACCGCCGGAAGCAAAUCGCGGCUCAGGAAGCCGAGGCACGCGGCGACCUCAACACGAUGAUGAACCCCGCCUGGGAGGCGCAGCGCAAGGAGGCGGGGCGCCGUGCGCGUGGCGAGGAGCUGCGUGCCGGCCACGCGCCGGUGAACAACGAGAAGCUCGCGGCCGCGAUGGCGGACCUCAUCUCCGACGAGAUCGCCGACCGGGCGGUGAUCCGCUCGCAGGCCAUGGCGGAGCUGCUGGACGUGCUCUACCGCUCGCCGCCCCCCCUCACGCGCGACGGCCGCCGGGCGCCGUCCUCCAUUCACGCCCCGCCGACGAUGCGGGCCCUCGCGCGGGAGUUGAUCGACGAGGAGGCGGACGAGCGGCGUCAGCUCGUGGCGGAUGAGCAGCGCCGGCGCCGCCUCUACCGUCAGGACGACGUUGUGCAGCGCGAGAUGCUGCAGCGGGUUGCGAUGGAGGGGGCGGAGAUGGACGCGUGGGACGGCAUUUUAGACGGGAUGUUGUCGCAGAACCGUGAGCAGCUGGAGCGGCGCCUAAGCGAGCGGGAGCAGCUUGCCAGCCUCGUGAACGAAGAGCAGUUCUACCGGCGCACCGUUCUUUCAGAUGAGCAAGACGCGUUUGAGGUGAUCGCGGAGCUCUUCGCGGCGGGUCUGAAGAAUAUCCUGACCCAUGUACCGGAGGUGGAGGAGGAGGACGAGGACCUGCGCCGGCGCCGCGUCAGCACACAGCGCCAGGCCAAGCCCUUCCACUACAUGACCUUCAGCCCCGAGGACAUGGACUACCCACCGAGUGCUGUGCUGGCGAUUGAGGGCAUGGUGGGCUGCGCCAUCAACAAGAACUUGGAGGUUGUCAGCGUGGCCCGUCCGCUGCCCAAGGCCGAGGAAGAGGACCUUCAGUUGCAGGCCGGAGAUAUGAUUCUGGACGUGGCGGGCCACUCCCUGCACUCCCUCUCACACCUGCGCGAGGUGCUGUCGAACCGCGCGCUGCAGAUCCAAGAGGAGGCGCUGCAGGAAUUCCCGAAUGUGCCGCAAGACGAGCGCACGACGAAUCCAGCUCUCCAGAAGUACAUCGAGGUGCUCUGCGAGCAUCACAACUUCUUGGUGCAGGUGCUGCGCAGCUGCGAGAUCUUCCAAAUCAUCGUGCGCUCGUAA